Molecule: messenger RNA, 1650 nt
Organism: Myotis myotis
Lineage: Eukaryota; Metazoa; Chordata; Mammalia; Chiroptera; Vespertilionidae
Gene: LST1
Product: leukocyte specific transcript 1
Exons: 4
Coding region: 1042-1590 (182 amino acids)
Biological process (GO): immune response; cell morphogenesis; dendrite development
Cellular component (GO): membrane
Source: RefSeq, a predicted model, not a curated record
UGACCCUGGGACCCUUCAGUCCGCAGGCCAAUGCUCUAUCACUGAGCCACACCGGUUACGGCAAAUCUUUUUUUUUUUUUAAUGAAACUGAAUAUUGUCCUCCUGUCCUGCAGUAGGAAGCACUGUGGAGGGGGAGAGGGAGGAAGUAGCAGAAAGUUUCUGAAUUUGGAGAAGAAAAUGCAAAUGCACGUGGACUCAGGCACCACAUCUCCUGAGCCCUGGCCUACACAUGAGCUCCCCAGUCUCCGCCUCCUCAGGAACCGGCUGCAGUCCUCAGGCACGGCCUCCCCUCCACCCAGGGCGCCAAGAGGCCUUCCUCCAGCCUCUGCCCAGAGGACCUCAGACCACUGCCCUUGCUUAUCUUUGUGCCUAACCUGAGAAUGCUGCCUCCGGCAGGAAGUCCACCUGGACGGCCAUCCCUCCUUUCCGAACACUAACCAGUCCCCAACCCUAGAUCUAAGAGCAGUGCCCAUUAGACUUAGUCCGGCUGCCUUUGACUUUGUGGUUUGUAAAUCAGUCAGCCAUGCACCCUGUGAGAGAGAGAGAGAGAGAGAGAGAGAGAGAGAGAGAGAGAGAGAGCCCCAGACACCAGGUGGUGCAGGAGCCAGGUGUGUGUCCACCACACACCGAGUCAUGAGCUUCAGCGGGGCAGUGUGGGAAGUCAUGGGAAAGUCAGUCAGGGAAGCCCCCCGAGGAGGCAAAGUCACUGGCUCCCUCAGGGUCAAUAGGGCGCUGGAACCCAGAGGGUGCUCCAUCCCAGGGGUCUGAAAGGAAGGAUGUACUAACCCUCACCCUCAAAGCCCAACUUCCUCUCUAGCGGUGCUGGGAGACCCCAAGGCUGAGGGAGAAGCUGAAGCCAGAGGGGGGUGGAAUGCCUGUGGUGAGCACUUGCUUCCCCAGGCAGCUCUGCUGUGCUGUCCUCUGGAGUCGCUCUCCGUCCCCCACCCCCCACCCCGCCUGCAGGCCACAGCUCCAGGCUCCGGGUGAGCUGGGAGAGAGCAGGGAUCCUUGGCAGGGAGAGCGACAGACACCCAGACUGAGAUGAGGCUACGAGGGGCCGGAGAGCAUGGCUUUGAGGCUCCCUGGGCCCCAGAGGAGACCUGCCCGGCCUCCGUCUCGGAUCCCUCCAAAGUGAAAAGCAGCCCACUCCUGCCCUCCUCCCCUGUGGCCGCCUGGGGCCUCCUGCCACCUGGGCUGCUGCCCCCCCAUCGCACCCCACACAGUUCCUCUUGGGCCCAGGAGGCUCUGUUUCCACACCAUGGUCAGCGCAUCUGGCUCUGGGACAGCAUAUGGAUUUACCUCUAUGCGAGCUGGGGGCUGGGGGGCCUCCUGGCUGUGGUUAUGGCUGUUCUGUCCGCCUGUCUGUGUCGGCUCCAUCGGAGAGUGAGGAAGCUGGAGAGGAGCUGGCCUGUGUGCCACCCGGCCCAGGCCCAGGCCCAGCUCCCUGAGCAGGAGCAGGAGCUCCACUACGCAUCUCUGCAGCGGCUGCCCUGCAGGGAGCCGCCUGGCCAUGGCCACCAGGAAAGGGAAGACUCCUUGCAGGACCCCGGCACCGACUACACCUGCGUUGCUGACAAGAAGCCCACCUGAGCACCCGCCCCCAGCCCGAGUGCAUCCUGUGGCUCACCCAGUAAACACCUUGGUCUCAAA